AUGGAAUGUCUAAAACAUGUGGCGAAUUCCAACACGCGCUCGCCAACAGAUGUACAGGUUGACGCGUUCAAAGUACUUGCUUACGAUAUCGCCAGAUCUUCUGCUCUAAUCUUCUUCAUGCGUCUGCAUAUAGCAGCCGUCACAAUGAAAACGGAGUGGUAUAUCAAAAAUUGCGCCUCCCAUGGCCCCGAAGGACAAUGGAGCAAGGAACGACUCCGCGCUGUGCAAUGCAGGCCUUCCCAACUGAAUACCCCGAAUCUUGAACUGGGGUAUUCGAAACAAGCGGAGCACGUGAUUGCGAUUCGAAUUUUUGGUGCGCGGCAGGGCAUGUCCCCACGAGCCUCAUCCUCCGAAAUCUCAACGCCUACCGAACAACGAGCAUCAGAGUCCACGUUGAUCGCAAGCAGACACAAUGAUUUCCGCAAGGAUUGGCAGCGACGGGUUCGCACUCACUUCGACCAGCCCGGCCGCAAGACCCGGAGACGUACUGCUCGUCAGGCCAAGGCUGCUGCCCUGGCUCCCCGCCCCGUCGACAAGCUCCGACCUGUUGUGCGAUGCCCUACCAUUAAGUACAACCGACGAGUCCGUGCCGGUCGUGGUUUCACCCUCACCGAGCUCAAGGAGGCCGGUAUCUCAAAGUCCCAGGCUCCCACCAUCGGUAUCUCUGUCGACUUCCGCCGACAGAACCUGAGCGAGGAGUCCCUUGCCGCCAACGUCGCCCGCCUCAAGGCCUACAAGGAGCGCCUCAUCCUCCUCCCCCGCAAGUCCAACGCCCCCAAGAAGGGUGACACCAAGACCGACGUCGCCUCGCUCGACAAGGCCUCCUCCAUCGUCUCCGUUCUGCCUAUUGUCCACGUCGCUGGUGGUGUCUCUGAGAUCAAGAAGAGCGAGAUCCCCGCUGAAAUCGAGGGCGGUGCCUACACCAAGCUGCGCACUGCCCGCAGCAACGCCAGAUACCAGGGUGCUCGUGAGAAGCGUGCUCGCGACAAGGCCGAGGCCGAGACUGCCAAGAAAUAA
Molecule: messenger RNA, 1017 nt
Organism: Trichoderma gamsii
Lineage: Eukaryota; Fungi; Ascomycota; Sordariomycetes; Hypocreales; Hypocreaceae
Product: 50S ribosomal protein L13e
Exons: 6
Coding region: 1-1017 (338 amino acids)
Biological process (GO): translation
Cellular component (GO): cytosolic large ribosomal subunit; ribosome
Molecular function (GO): structural constituent of ribosome; RNA binding
Source: RefSeq, a predicted model, not a curated record